This is a messenger RNA of Folsomia candida, 5501 nucleotides long. Its product is annotated as dopamine receptor 2. The record is from RefSeq and is a predicted model, not a curated record. The transcript has 12 exons. Bases 3089 to 5089 code for a protein of 666 amino acids. Gene Ontology annotation, cellular component: membrane. Gene Ontology annotation, molecular function: alpha1-adrenergic receptor activity. Lineage: Eukaryota; Metazoa; Arthropoda; Collembola; Entomobryomorpha; Isotomidae. Gene Ontology annotation, biological process: adenylate cyclase-activating adrenergic receptor signaling pathway; phospholipase C-activating G protein-coupled receptor signaling pathway; positive regulation of cytosolic calcium ion concentration.
GAUACUUGAAUGAUCCAAGUUCAAUUCUGUACGUUUCUAGCUUUGCAUUGUUGUCCAAAAAGCAAUAACAAUCUUAUCACGUAAACUAACGUUAUGUGAGUUCUUUUAGUAACGUUUUUAGUUAGGAUUAUAACACCUGAACGUGUUAAGUUUAAUGUGGGGCAGCUUAAGAUAAUUUAGUUUUACAUAAACCUUGUAAAAAUUAUAUUACAGUGCAUAAGUGGUUAUUUUUGUGCAUGGUACUUUAAAUAUUCAAUGUAUAGGUAAAAUAUUCAUUAGGAAACGACAAGGUCAGGAAAUACGCAGGCGAAAUACUUCUUUGUAUUUAAUUAUUAGAUACACUUUGUGCAUAGGGCGUAGGACGAUGGAAAGUUAGAAGCGAAUUAUAAUCUUGGGCGAUUACUUUGUUAUUUAUUAUGUAUGCGACCCUCGGUCUUCCUGUGUCUUUGUCGAUAGAAAUUACAGUACGAAAAACAGCUUUUCUUGAUUGAUGAUUCUCGCCAGUGUCAACCCUUCCCUGAUUACGGGCGAUUGUUUUCCUGAGUAAAAGGCAUUUUCUCUCAUUUUACGGAAUUAUGUAUAUACAAUCGGAAUAAGGCCUAAACAAUAUUAAGAUUUAUUUGUGGGUGACGUGCCAAACGUAAAAUGACGGAUGUAUGUACAACUUUGCAUAUUAUACAAGUUGAGAGGUGAAAAUUUUAGUAUUACUGUAUUUGAUGAGGACGAUAAUUUCGCAUUCAUCAUCAUAUCCCAGAAAAUUAAAAUUUAUCAUUCCAAAGUUCGCUAUUUAUUUUGCUCUGAAUGUUUUGAUUGAAUUAAGGAAUGAUUAUAUUGCGGGCAUGGUUGCAUUUGUUGGCCUCUCUAGAUAAUCAACCUGCACACGUUUGUACUUUUCGUAUAAAUGUAGGAACACGGCACAACAAUCUGAAACAAAUUGGGGGUAAUUUAAUUACUGAAAUCACUUUCAGCGUUACGAAAUUAAUCGCCUCUAGAGUCCACUCAGAAUUAAAUGACAGCGUGGAUCAAGGUUUGCAAUUUUGAACGUGAUUUCCUACAAAUCUAAAUUAUGGUGUCACCUCAAACUGUGUAAUUAUUAAGGUCACUGUAUACUUUUUUAGCGUAAAAUUGAAUGAAAACAGGGCUGCAAACGGCAUAUGCACGUAAAUACAUGGAAUAAAUCCGAUCAAUUUUUUUCACUUAUACGCAAUUUAGUGAUAAUAAGUAACUCCAUGAAUAACAUGCUCCUUUUUGUGUGAAGUUUUAAACACAAAUUCGGUGGAGACCUACAAAUGAACAUGUUGCAUAACGUAUUAUAAUCACAUUAGUGUAUUUUGCUGUUUUGUUAAACAAUUAAAUUUCCAUUCACCCAAAACCCAUUAAUUUGGUUUCCGUACCAAAAAUUUACUGUUGCGAGAAACUUUAUAACACUCACAGUACACGGUUCAAGGGUUCAACUUUUAAUGACUAUGCAACAAGCUGCAGCCUGUGAAAUGCAAAAUACUAAUUAAUGCGAUUAUUUGUCCUCCUUGAAAAUGUCAAAUGGCAACUUUUAUUUAAAUAUCCUAAAGCAAAUGCUGAGAACUAAACAUCAAAGCGCUGGAAUUAUUUCUAUCUAUUUCUGGAAUUCACAGUAGUAUUAAGUAAAUAUACAAAAAGGUUUAGGCGGAAUUAUGCUUUAAGCAGUGUAAGACAAAGACAUUAUCAUUCUCCAAUUUUGCACUUAAAGUUUGAAUUCUAUAAGGUUAGGGGAUUUAAUGCUUUUGUCGUCUUAUGAUGUAUGUACACGUUAUUCGUACAUUGUCAAUCUUCUUUAUUCAUUCAUGCAAUAAAUUUCAAGUUUAAGUUAUUGAAGAAAUACAUAGAAUAGAAUUGAAAUAAGUAUGUAAUGAUUAAUAUUCUAAUUCAGUUUCUCAUUAAAUCGUGUAUUAGGACGAUGUAAUCAAGUGAUUGUGACCGAAACCAAAAUGAUACAAGGAAAAAAAGAAAUUAUAUGAUGGUGAAAAUAGAAAAAGCUUCCUUUGAAAGUGAAAGUUGAUAUGCGCAAUAUUGUCUUAUUGUAGAUUGAAUAUGUCGACACAUACGUACGUACACAUCACACUAGGUAGCUGAUUAUUAUCUACGAGUUAAUUUCCCUAGAUAGUUAAGUCCUCGGCAAUAACUUAUACCGGACUAUUUCCAGGUUUUAUUACAUCACAAUGUCAAGAAUAGACAUACAUACAUCAAAAUCUGCAUAAUAUCCAAUUUCUUACACUUAUGAGAAUGUUACGUAACAUAUUGUCGAUUAAGUAGCUUGCUUUAUCUGUUUACAACUUUCGAUACUACGAUAUUUUAUUGACACUAUGUACGUCUCGCAGGCUUCGUAUUAGUUUUUUGAGUUAACUACGAAUAUUUAUACAGAUGUCAAUAAAUUCUUGCAAACAACUUAAUAUUGUGCUCCUGCUUCUCAAAUAUGAAAAAGUAGAGCUAAUCAUUUUUCUUUUCAUAUUGGAUUUUUAUUUUGCCAAAUUUCAACCCGUGCACCCACUUUUCCACAUUUUCUUCAACUUUCCCCACUUUCUCCUCUCCCGUCGUGUAGUUUAGUUGCUCGUCGAGCGUUGAAAGCAGCACAUCUCCACUUACACCACCUGCAUCACCAGCCACACAGGGAAAGCGUACAAGCAUCAAUCCGCAGAAACGCACGUCUCAUUUUGCCUCCUUAUUACUUAAAUCCUUUGAUUAAACCCUUCACCACAUUAAUUUAUCGCUUUUCUAUUCUGUUCAUAAAUUAAAAGUGAACUCGAUAUCAUUAACAUUACAAUCUACAUACAGAAUCAUAAAUCAAUCAGUUUCAUUGGCCCGGAAAUCGAAAGUUUAUUAAAACAAACAGACCGAGCUUAAAAACCUUUCACCCGCAGUAAUCAUUUACAUCCGUCAUUUAACGUAAUUCUGCACGAGUUACGAGAGUCGGUUGGCGGAUCUCCUCUUCCAAAGACUAGUCUAAUCUAAUUUGCUCGACCAACUAGACUAUCUUCUUCUGGAAAAAUUCUACUGUUAUAUAAUUUUACAUAUCUCGACGUCGUAUAAGAAAGAUGAGAACAUUUCUUAAAGAAUGAUGAUGAUGAUGUCGACACCACUCUUCUCUGCAUCUGCCCCCCAUCAGAUCCCUUUAAACCUGCACUUAUUUAACAACAGCAGCACAACCGUUGGAAUGGAAUCAGCUUUGGGCGAUCUCUCACCGUCCAAUUCCAUUUUGGGUUCCAGCGGACUCCUCCAACAGCCCCCCUUUGACCUGGAUCUCAAUAAUCGGAGCGGUGUUUGUUCCGAUAAUGAUGGAAAUCCUCUGAGCUUUUUAUGUUCCAAAGACAAUACGGAGCUGAUUGGAACGUUGAUUAAAGCAGCCGCACUCGGUCUCAUCAUUCUGUUCACUAUUUUUGGAAAUGUGCUGGUCCUCAUGUCAGUUGCUGUCAGUAGAAACUUGAGAAGUUCGACGCACUACCUCAUCGUUAAUCUGGCGGUGGCGGAUUUACUCUUGGGAACGACCGUUUUACCUUUCUCUGCAGUUUUUGAGGUUACCGGAAGAUGGUACUUUGGUCAGACUUUUUGUACGGUGUGGGCAGCCGUUGAUGUACUCUGCUGUACGUCCUCGAUCCUAUCGCUGUGUGUCAUUUCUGUGGACCGGUACAUCGGAGUUACCAGACCUUUGGCGUACUCAACAAUUAUGGUCGGCAAAAGGACAUCUCUGCUAAUUGUCUUAAUCUGGACGUCAUCCGUCGCCAUCUCCAUUGGCCCAUUGCUUGGUUGGAAGGAACCAAUAUCGGAUGACCCAUACUUUUGCACUGUCAACAAACAACUUGGAUACGUUCUAUUCUCCGUGACCGGAAGCUUCUACUUGCCAAUGCUGAUUAUUAUCUUUGUGUACUGGAAGAUCUACAAGGCAGCUAUUCGGCAAACCAAAUUUCUUGAAUGUGGACAUAAAACAACAAAGCAAGACGUCACUUUACGAGGUCAAUUAGACAACAAGGAUAUCGUGUUGCGAGUCCAUCUUGGUGGCAAUUAUGGGAACAGAAUGCACAUGAAUCAAGAUAUGGUAUCCAAAUUCGGUGGUGGUGGAGGAGGUGGGGCAGGUGGCACUCCCAAAAAUCAGCGCCCUUGUACAAGUUGUGCGAGUGGGACUGGCAGCGUGGCCAGCGAUGGAGAUCUUUCCAUCGCCGCUGCCGAACUCAACACCAUCAACAGCGUCAAUUUAUUGUCACUAGCUCCGCUCGCACGACCAGAAAAGUCCUCAACUUCGUCCAUUGGAGGUGGCGUUGGUGGGGGAAAUAAUGCAGAGGAAUGUAACAACCAUCAUCACAAUCAUCACGCACCCCCACAAGGAACGGGAGGAAAUGAUCCCGGAGUGGUUUUGAGGGUGCAUCGAGGAGGAGGUGGAAAAUCGGACAUGACUUGGGGUCCUGCCCCGGCUACUCAAAAGGCCGGGAUUUGUGGGAACAAGAAACAUCCCGGGACAAAUGCAGGAGCGGUGGGAAGAAAUGGCUAUGUUCCUGGGAAAAGUGCACAUCCACAGCAAAUGGCGAAUGACACUCAUAAUAAUCAUCAGCACCACCACCGCAAUCAUCACGCUGGGCACCACCACCACCAUCACAAUAAUGGGAGUCAAGCCAACUCCCUAACCCCAAGUCCUCCUUCCUCAUCUCCAGAAAGGAAAUUAAACCCGGGUUUCGGAAAAAUUGCCAAGUUUCGCAGGCAGAAGAAAGCAGCUAAAACUCUCGCGAUUGUGGUUGGUGUCUUCCUCAUCUGUUGGAUGCCAUUCUUUGUCGCUUUACCUCUAGGAGCUUUGUGCGAACAAUGCAACAUUCCUCAAUGGAUGUUCAACCUCUUUUUCUGGCUCGGGUAUUGUAACAGUUGUCUAAACCCGAUAAUCUAUGGUUGUACGUCAAGGGAGUUUCAAAGAGCCUUCCGUAAAAUAUUGUGUCGACGCUUGCCCCCACGUCCUCAUAUUUCGAGGGCCAUUUACAGGGCCAACAUGUGCAACAACAAUCGUUUUGGAGGGGAACGACCUUCAGGCGGCGGUCACAAUGGGAAUGCGAUCCCUCUCCAUCAUUGGUCGUAAGCUUUUCCAAUGUUUGAAAUUUAAUUCCAGUGCCAUGGAAUGUAUUCAUGUCGUAAGUGUUUAUUUAGUUUAGAACGAAGAUACAUUUCUUAAAGUAUAGUCAUAUCAAUGUUCGUUUUAUUAAAGUGUUAAGAAUUAACUGGGACUCUCCAGUAACUUUGGUAUGGAUGAACAAAUGAACUAUGCUUUUUAUAUGCAUUGUACAUACAUAAUAGUUAUAGUUACAAAUUACCUGAAUGAGUGCUAUAGUUGGAAUGGAACCAGGUACCACUGAUUUGUCAAGAGAUUUAUUAUAUAUUCCAAUUCCUUGUUACAGAUUGAAUCGACCUUAUACAAAUAGGUUAUAAAGUAUGAGAGGUGAAAGUGCACAAUAUAUCUUAAAUGACUGUAACCGUACAAGUACAUAACUAAA